Molecule: messenger RNA, 354 nt
Organism: Rhizophagus irregularis DAOM 181602=DAOM 197198
Lineage: Eukaryota; Fungi; Glomeromycota; Glomeromycetes; Glomerales; Glomeraceae
Source: RefSeq, a predicted model, not a curated record
AUGGCAUAUGCAUUUUCAAGAGAUGAAAUAAUAAAGAAAAGAAAAGCAUUAAGAAAGUACUUUAAAGAAUUAAGAGAUAAAGAAAAUAAAAUAAAUAAUGAGCAAGAUAGGGCAAAUGAUGAGGAUAUAGAAAAAAUAGUUCAAUUACUAUUAAGAAAAAAAGAGGAAAUAGGAGCAUUAAGGAUUCAGUUGGAUUUGUUUAAUGAAAAUGAUGAAAAAGAUGUAAGAGAAAAAUUAAAUGAAUAUAUAAUUAAAAGAAAAAAAGAUGGAAAAAUAGGAAGUGAAAAUAAAACAAAAAUUGAAAAAGAAUAUGAUGAUAAUUUUAGAAAUUAUGAAAUAGAAAAUAAGUCUUAA